AGAGAGAGAGAGAGAGAGAGGAAGAAGACGAAGAAGAGAGAGAGAGAGAGAGAGAGACGUAGGCGAUGGGGUCGGUGCUCCUCCCGACGCUCACGCGGAAGCGCGAGGUCGAUACCCUAAUCCGCGACACCCUCGACAAGGUCCUCGUCCUCCGAUUCGGCCGAUCCGACGAUCCCAAUUGCCUCCACCUCGACGACAUCCUAUCCAAGUCAUCCCGAGAAAUUUCGAAUUUUGCGACGGUAGCUUUAGUUGAUAUAGAUGCUGAGGAGAUUCAAGUUUAUGUGAACUACUUUGACAUCACAUACUUACCGUCAACUGUUUUCUUCUUCAAUGCUCAUCACAUGAAAAUGGACUCAGGGACUGCUGAUCAUACAAAAUGGAUAGGCUCUUUUCACAGGAAACAAGACUUUAUUGAUGUAGUGGAGGCGAUAUAUCGAGGGGCAAUGAAAGGAAAACUGAUUGUUAGCUGUCCACUUCCGCCAGAGAGGAUACCAAGAUUCCAGCUUCUCUUCAAGGAUGUGUAAUUAUCCAACUAUCCAAGUAUUCGGCCUUUCACUGUUUUAAAAGGUACCGACUGGGUUAGUACGAAUCCGAUUUUAAAAAGGUCCAGUGUUGGAGCCUGUCCGGGUCGGGUCCUUUGGAUGCUAUUCUGACUCUAUUACGGCAUCGACUCAUGGUGGUUUUAACGCAUAAUGGUAUAGAGCUUGCAUGAACUAUUGUGCAUUUAUAGGUCGGUAGAUAAAGUUCAGACUAAAGUUGUAAUGCAUAUAAUCAAUCACCUAUAUAUUUAGAGCUCAUUUAUUUAUAGUAUUAUUCCCAGUAGCUUCCUAUGUAUGUAUCUAUACUAAAGGGUCAAUGACACAUGAAGCAAGUUACACGGAAGCAACUAAAGGUGUGGAACUGCUAAACGCCAAGAGGUUGGAGAUGGGACAUGAUACUACUAGGUUACCCCGAGUAAGAGAGCCUUCGUCUUCAACACUUUAAAGCACUUGUCCCGAAUCAUCUCGGGGGUGCGGGACAUGACGGGAUAAAGUGGCGGUUAUCUAAUCCCAAAUUUUUUCUGUUCGCUCGAUGUGCAAAUUCUUGAUCGACGACGAGGGUAUUAGGGAUUGUGUUGUUCCACAUAUUGGAAAACUAAAAAUUCUUAUUAAAAUAAAGAUUUUUGUUUGGUUACUCCUAA
Ananas comosus (pineapple) is the source of this 1180-nucleotide messenger RNA. RefSeq names its product thioredoxin-like protein 4B. Gene Ontology annotation, biological process: mRNA splicing, via spliceosome. The record is from RefSeq and is a predicted model, not a curated record. The transcript is spliced from 5 exons. Lineage: Eukaryota; Viridiplantae; Streptophyta; Magnoliopsida; Poales; Bromeliaceae. The coding region runs from base 66 to 524 and encodes 152 amino acids. Gene Ontology annotation, cellular component: U4/U6 x U5 tri-snRNP complex; spliceosomal complex; U5 snRNP.